Aspergillus piperis CBS 112811 is the source of this 1637-nucleotide messenger RNA. Its product is annotated as putative glucosamine-6-phosphate deaminase. The transcript is spliced from 4 exons. The record is from RefSeq and is a predicted model, not a curated record. Gene Ontology annotation, cellular component: cytoplasm. The coding region runs from base 378 to 1445 and encodes 355 amino acids. Lineage: Eukaryota; Fungi; Ascomycota; Eurotiomycetes; Eurotiales; Aspergillaceae. Gene Ontology annotation, biological process: carbohydrate metabolic process; D-glucosamine catabolic process; N-acetylneuraminate catabolic process. Gene Ontology annotation, molecular function: glucosamine-6-phosphate deaminase activity; identical protein binding.
GAUAGAAUGGGAACUUGUACUGUAACAGAGCCAUGGUUGGGAUGGAGUUGCCGGUCUAACAAUCAUUAUUAACCUCCCAACGGUACCCUGCCUCAUUCUUCUUCUUCUUCUUUUCCUCUUUGCAUCUCUCAGAAAAUAUCCAAUCCCCUCCAACCACUUCUCUACCACCUCUCCCCUUCAGUCCUCCUUCUCCUUGUUCUCAUCUUCUUACCUUUGACCUUCUUCAUCCUCAUUCAUAUUUUCUCAUCACACAUCUAUUACUCAUUUUACAUUUCAUUUCUUUGUCCUCGCUUUUGUGACACCCCUCAUUGUUAUCGCCCCUCCAUCCUUAUCAGUGACGUAGUAGUAUUCCCGUCCUCCUUCGGAUUUCUUCCAUCAUGAGAGUAAUUAUUAGGGAGACUAGCCUUGAAGCUUCAGAAUACAUUGCAGAUUACAUCAUCAGUCGCAUAAAGUCAUUCAAGCCCAGUGAAGACCGCCCCUUUGUGCUGGGGCUCCCGACUGGUAGUAGCCCUGAGAUAAUCUAUAAGACUCUGGUGCGCCGGCACAGGGACGGUGAUAUCUCGUUCAAAAAUGUCGUAACUUUCAAUAUGGACGAAUAUGUUGGACUGCCUCGUGACCAUCCGGAGUCCUACCACAGCUUUAUGUACAAACACUUCUUCUCCCACGUGGAUAUUCCGCCCCAGAACAUCAAUAUCCUCGACGGCAACGCACCCGAUCUCGCGGCUGAGUGUUCGUCCUUUGAGGCGCGAAUUGCUCGCUAUGGCGGUAUUGAGCUCUUCCUGGGUGGUGUGGGUCCAGACGGGCAUAUCGCUUUCAACGAACCAGGCUCCUCUUUGAGCAGUCGUACUCGUGUCAAAACUCUGGCAUAUGACACAAUCUUGGCUAACUCGCGGUUCUUUGGCAAUGACUUGGAUUUGGUGCCGCGGAGGUCACUUACCGUGGGUAUUCAGACUAUCAUGGAUGCUCGCGAAGUUGUCAUCGUGGCUACCGGUGCUCACAAGGCUCUUGCUGUGGAGAAAGGCCUGGAAGGCGGCAUCAACCAUAUGUGGACACUCUCAGCGCUGCAGCUACACCCAUAUGCGCUGAUUGUCUGCGACCGAGAUGCAACUCUGGAGCUGAAGGUUAAGACUGUCCGCUAUUUUGAAUCAAUCGAACAAUCCGGGACGGAUGCACGUACUCAGGGUCCGCCUCUUGUCUACAGACCCAGGACAUACGUUCCUGCCCCAGUGGGUGUCGGAAAACUCCAACCGUCGCACAUCCCUCCUCAGAAAGCACCCAAGGACCUCCGAAUCAACACAGAACUCAACGCAUCGGUAGAGGAUGAGGAACUCACACCGGACAGCAUGUCUUCACGUAUGGUUGACUCGGCGAUUGGAGGGCUAGAUUCGACUCUGAAGGGAGACAUGUUCUUUGAUCACAUGGGAUCACGGGUUGCAUCGCAUUGAAGGGGGGGAAAGGUCGUGAGAGAUUCUACUCCGAGGGCAGUAUUCGACCGACUUCGGAAUGUUGGUAGAUGGUGGCCAGGGGUGGAUAAGAUUGAAUCGUAGAUUGCGCGAGAGUCAUUUGCUUGGGACUCAUUUUGUUUAUUCUUUCGGUUGGCAUCCAUUUCGCGAAAUCGAUAGCUAGACGUGCUGUCU